Molecule: messenger RNA, 931 nt
Organism: Drosophila eugracilis
Lineage: Eukaryota; Metazoa; Arthropoda; Insecta; Diptera; Drosophilidae
Product: programmed cell death protein 7
Exons: 2
Coding region: 41-775 (244 amino acids)
Source: RefSeq, a predicted model, not a curated record
GAUAUUUUUAUCGACAUAUUUGUUAGAAAAGGAGGAUAAUAUGCCGAACAAAAAUCUUAAAAUUAGUGAAAUUAAAGCAAAUAUAAAUCGUGUUGUAUCCAAUUUAGAACGACUUGAUCAGCUGAGCUGUGGAACAUCAUCAGAAAAUUUAGAUGAAGAACAGGCACAGGAACUGCAGCGGAGCACGACAAGUCUGCUAGACGAACUCGACCAAGUGCCGGCUCAAAAAGUAGCCCGCAUACAAAAGCAAAGGCGCCGGCGGCGCUUAGAUAAGCAAAAGAGAAAGGCAAUCAAGUGGCAAACAAACAAACAAGAGACUUUAGAGCAUAGACAUUCCACAGAACUUCCUCGGGAAACUCCGAAAGAGCAACACGCGGAUCACAUAUCCCUACGCAAGCAACAAGAUGCAGUCUCCAUUCUGGAAACCUUUGAUCUCUUGGAGAAACUUUGUGAAUCCCGUGGAGGAGACAAAGCUGCGCUAAGCCAGAAAUUAAACCAAAUGCGUCUUGUGUGGCGGAAAGUCCAAGAGGAAACCAAGGGUAACAGUGUAAAGGAGUCCAAAAUGGCUGCCUCUAUAGAGUCCCAGUGGGAUUCUGUUUUCUUUGGAAAAUAUUCCCCUUCAAUUAAGGAGAACAAAGAAAGAUUCCUACAGAUUCGCACCACAUGGGAUUCUUACAUAAGUUAUGGUGAAAGGGGUUCCUGCAUACCCCGAGGAUGGGUGUUACCUCCAGUAAACCCCUCAGCUGAGUGGGCAGCGUACAGGAAUGAAACUUAAUUCUUAUACAACUCAUAAGAAUCCUCUUGUACUAUUAAAGCAUUUUUUGUAGCUUCACCUUAAACCUUUACAGGCAAAGUUCCCAUUAGAAUAGGACCUAACUACCUUGACAAACUAAACACGAAACAUACAUAAACAAGAAUGUCUCUUUACUAA